Messenger RNA from Bombus huntii, 1561 nucleotides. RefSeq names its product actin-related protein 6 (gene Arp6). Lineage: Eukaryota; Metazoa; Arthropoda; Insecta; Hymenoptera; Apidae. Gene Ontology annotation, cellular component: Swr1 complex. Gene Ontology annotation, molecular function: nucleosome binding. Bases 173 to 1348 code for a protein of 391 amino acids. The record is from RefSeq and is a predicted model, not a curated record. The transcript has 3 exons.
AGUUAAAAUAUGGCGCCUUUCUAAGCGCUUAAGGCAUAAAUGAAACAUUUUGAAUUAGCCAGUAAAUGAAACUUGUUUUAAUAUAUAUUUUACAUCUACAUAUUAACUAAGUUUGUACAACGGAAUAAAGAAACAGUCGGAUUUUAGUUUAUCAUUUAAUCACUUUAUUAAUAUGAGUAGUUCUACUUUUGUUCUUGAUAAUGGUGCCUAUACCGCAAAAGUUGGGUUAGCUUCCGACAAUGCCAAAUUAGUUCCAAAUUGUAUAAUGAAAGCGAAAAGCGAACGACGAAGACCUUUUGUAGGAAAUCAAAUCGAAGAAUGUCGAGAUGCAUCUGGUCUGUUUUACAUCUUACCGUUUCAAAAAGGAUAUCUCGUAAAUUGGGACGUUCAGAAGACUGUCUGGGAUUAUAUAUUCUCUAAAGAAUGCUGUCUGGUAAACUUGAAUCAGCUUUCUGUAAUUGUAACUGAACCUUUAUUUAAUUUUCCAACCAUUCAAGAAGCAAUGACAGAAAUAUUUUUUGAAGAAUACGAAUGUCAAAGUCUCUUAAGAAUCAAUAGCUCUACUCUCUCUUGUUAUCAAUAUAAAAUGGAAAAUCCUAAUACAAAAUGUUGUAUUGUAGUUGAUAGUGGUUAUAGCUUUACACACAUAGUACCAUAUAUAAAUGAUACCAAAGUUAAAGAAGGUAUUAGACGCAUUGACGUGGGUGGAAAACUUCUUACAAAUCACCUCAAAGAAAUUAUAUCUUAUCGUCAGCUUCAUGUUAUGGAUGAAACUUAUGUAAUAAAUCAGGUGAAGGAGGAUUCUUGUUUUGUUUCUUCAGAAUUUUUCAAGGAUAUGGAAACUGCCAAAAAUAAGUUAGAAAACAAUCCUAUAGUCAAAGAUUAUGUUUUACCAGAUUAUACAACAUUAAGACGUGGUUUCCUCAAAAAUCCGGAACCUCCUAAUGAACAACAAACUCUACGUUUAAGCAAUGAAAGAUUUGCUAUACCCGAAAUUUUAUUUUUUCCCUCGGAUGUUGGUAUUCGUCAAAUGGGUAUUCCAGAAGCAAUUAUGGAUUGCUUGAAAGCAUGCGACGAAGAGACGUGGCCGCAUCUUUUGUCUAAUAUUAUUCUUACUGGAGGUAACGCAAAAUUUCCUGGAUUCCAAGAAAGAAUUUACAAGGAAGUUAGAAGCUUAGCACCUGCAGAAUAUACGAUAAAUGUGCAUUUACCUGAAAAUCCAAUCACAUAUGCAUGGCACGGUGGUAAAACACUUUCAAAAGAUCCAAUAUUUUCAAGUCUUUUGGUAACUAGAGAGGAUUACGAGGAAGAGGGCCAAAAUCUUUGUUUCGAACGUUUUGAUGUCUAACUUUAAUAAAUUUGUUGUAUUGAAUAACCCGUACAUAUGUGUACAAUAUUGUAUAUUGUAUAUAAUAUCGCGACAUAUAUUAAUCUCUUUUUUUUUACGUGUGAUACGAAUAGUAUAAAAAAUAUAAGUGGAAUGUAUAAAUAAUAUUACUAUUCGUAUGAAAUAUUAUUACUAUUCUUGGAAACUCUUUGAAUAAAACUCAAAUGGAUUUCA